Indicator indicator is the source of this 1089-nucleotide messenger RNA. RefSeq names its product chromosome unknown C8orf58 homolog (gene CUNH8orf58). The coding region runs from base 1 to 1089 and encodes 362 amino acids. The record is from RefSeq and is a predicted model, not a curated record. NCBI's taxonomy places the organism in Eukaryota, Metazoa, Chordata, Aves, Piciformes, Indicatoridae. The transcript is spliced from 4 exons.
AUGGCUGGAGCUGGUGUAGGGUGGCUGUGGGGGAUAGGAGGGGUGGUGGGCACCUCGCCCUGCCCGAGGACCCCAGCCAUGCCCCUUCACCCCACAGAUGGUGCCUGGGAGACUGCAGAGAGCUGCGUGGUUGGCACCUCCGCCAGCAUCUACCGCCGGCUGCAGGACAGCCCAGAGCGGCCCCGGGGGGCGGUGGUGAGCAGCUGGGGACCCCCCCCGCGGCCAGCCCUCGCCUCCAGCAGCCCCCCGGCAAGCGAGCAGCUCCCCAGAUGCGAGUCGGAGGACUCCGGGGUGGAGAUGCCCAGCAACGAGCACUCGCCACUCACCCCCCUGGGCUCCCACAGCAGCUUCUCCCUCUCCCAAAGCCUCCUCCCCGGGGGGGAGCCUGGCACAGACCCCUCCCGGCCGCACCACGGCCGCUCGGGCAGUAAGAAACUGGUGCAGGCAGCACAGCGCAGCAGGAGGCAGCGGGCACCGGGGCGAUGCCCACGCCAGCUGGGUCGGCAUGGUGCCAGCACAGCCAAACUGUGGGCACAGCUGGCACGGGAAUCCCGGGAGCGAGAGGAGCCCGAGGUGGAAAAUCCUGACGGAGCGGUGAGAGAUGGGGAGGGGGAGGCUGUGGCUGGGGGAGGGGGAAGGGAUCGGCCGGCCGGGAGCCAUGCGGUGCCCACUCACCCACAGGCUGUGCCCGAGGUGACGGUGCCAGUGCCAGGGCAGGGGCUGCAGUACCUGGAACACGUCUGCCAGCUGCUGGAGCACCUGGCACGGCUGCAGCAGGACAACCUCCUCCUGAGGCAGCAGGUGGCACAGGCUGGGCACAGCCACCCUGACACUAUGCCCACCCAGGACCCAGUGUGGAGGGGGGAGCGGUUCCGGCCCCGUUCCUGCUCCGACAGCCAGGCUCCAGCCCCUGCCCCUGGGCCGUGCAGGAGGACCUGGGGACACUCUGCCAGCUCCCCCAGCCUGCUGGAUCCCUGCGAGAGCGGGGGGGGGACCCCGACAGCAGACAAGGAUGGGCGCUGGGGCAGGGUGAAGCUGCUGCUCACUCGCCUCACUCGCCGCUCCCUGCGCGGGGGGCGCUGCAGGUAG